GUACUUGCUACUCGUGUGCGUGGAACAACGGUAGCGCUGAUAGGGAUGCUGCAGACAGACAAUACAGUCGCCACUCCCUAGGACCAAGUGUCACCCCAUUUCUUCCGUGGCCCUCAGUUCCAGCGGCAUCUGCUCUGAGAAGCCUUAGGUUAAUCCUUAGGUUGGCCGGGCGCGGUGGCUCACGCCCGUAAUCCCAGCACUUUGGGAGGCCGAAGCGGGUGGAUCGCCUGAGCCCAGGAGUUCGAGACCAGCCUGGGCAACAUGCAGCUGAGUUUAAGGCGCAAGGUGGAGAACACAUCAGCUUCGAAGGCAGAGAGAAUCGAAGGUACUCUCCAGCUUUGGACACUUCCUCUGCUUGAGGACACCUUGACUAACCCCCAAGGGCAACUAAAGGAUCAAGAAAGGCCUAGCACAGCAGAAGACCAACUGGACCCAGCUCCUGCAGGAGAUGUGUACAAAGACAAUCGCAGUCCUCUGGGGAUGUUUCCUCCUGUGGAGUCUCUACGUCUCAUCCUCUCAGACCAUUUACCCUGGAAUCAAGGCAAGGAUUACUCAGAGGGCACUUGACUAUGGUGUUCAAGCUGGAAUGAAGAUGAUUGAGCAAAUGCUAAAAGAAAAGAACCUCCCAGAUUUAAGCGGUUCUGAGUCUCUUGAGUUUCUAAAAGUUGAUUAUGUAAACUACAAUUUUUCAAAUAUAAAAAUCAGUGCCUUUUCAUUUCCAAAUACCUCAUUGGCUUUUGUGCCUGGGGUGGGAAUCAAAACGCUAACCAACCAUGGCACUGCCAACAUCAGCACAGACUGGGGGUUCGAGUCUCCACUUUUCCAAGACACAGGAGGAGCUGAUCUGUUUCUCUCUGGAGUCUACUUUACCGGUAUCAUUAUCCUAACCCGAAAUGACUUUGGUCAUCCUACCCUGAAGCUCCAAGAUUGCUAUGCCCAACUGAGCCAUGCCCACGUCUCAUUUUCCGGAGAACUCAGUGUUCUGUAUAACUCCUUUGCUGAGCCCAUGGAGAAACCCAUUUUAAAGAACUUAAAUGAAAUGCUCUGUCCCAUUAUUGCAAGUGAAGUCAAAGCACUAAAUGCCAACCUCAGCACACUGGAGGUUUUAACCAAGAUUGACAACUACACUCUGCUGGAUUACUCCCUAAUCAGUUCUCCAGAAAUUACUGAGAACUACCUUGACCUGAACUUGAAGGGCUUAUUCUACCCACUGGAAAACCUCACCGACCCCCCCUUCUCACCAGUUCCUUUUGUGCUCCCAGAACGCAGCAACUCCAUGCUCUACAUUGGAAUCGCCGAGUAUUUCUUUAAAUCUGCAUCCUUUGCUUAUUUCACAGCUGGGGCUUUCAAUAUCACUCUCUCCACCAAAGAGAUUUCCAACCAUUUUGUUCAAAACUCUCAAGGCCUUGGCAACGUGCUGUCCCGGAUUGCAGAGAUCUACAUCUUGUCCCAGCCCUUCAUGGUGAGGAUUAUGGCCACAGAGCCUCCCAUGAUCAAUCUACACCCAGGCAAUUUCACCCUGGACGUCCCUGCCUCCAUCAUGAUGCUCACCCAACCCAAGAACUCCACAGUUGAAACCAUCGUUUCCAUGGACUUCGUUGCUAGUACCAGUGUUGGCCUGGUUAUUUUGGGACAAAGACUGGUCUGCUCCUUGUCUCUGAACAGAUUCCGCCUUGCUUUGCCAGAGUCCAAUCGCAGCAAUAUUGAGAUCUUGAGGUUUGAAAAUAUUCUGUCCUCCAUUCUUCACUUUGGAGUCCUCCCACUGGCCAAUGCAAAAUUGCAGCAAGGAUUUCCUCUGCCCAAUCCACACAAAAUCUCAUUCGUCAAUUCAGAUAUUGAAGUUCUUGAGGGUUUCCUUUUGAUUUCCACUGACCUGAAGUAUGAAACGUCCUCAAAGCAGCAGCCAAGUUUCCAUGGUUGGGAAGGUCUGAACCUGAUAAGUGGACAGUGGAGGGGGAAGUCAGCCCCUUGAUUGCCGGUUUGCAGUUCACCCCAGGAAGUAAAUGGUCCUUAAUCCCACAACUACUGUAAACCCAGAAGGGGAAGACAGUACACACUGGAAUUGCAAAGCCCUUGUGAAUUGCUUAGGCAGAAAGUUUUCUUUCUCAAGCCUUCAGGAACCCAGAAUAAGGCAGACUGUGUUAAAGGGCUAAAUAGAGGUGUCUGAAUGUGAGUGUAUGCAUGCUGCGUGUGCCUGUGUUUAUGUUUGUUUGUUUGUUUGGGGCAAGAAAGAUUCUAGGACAAGAGCUAGGCAUGUACUUCUGACCAGGUGGGUAAGAAACUCUUAAGUCUGUAUUUGUAUUGGUCAUUCUCAGUGGAAAUACCUUAGGCCCUCUAGUGGUUUUCCCCUACCUGCAUAUUGGUUUUCAUGUUUUAUAUUCACUGUUACUGUCUUCUGUGUUUAAUUAAAAUUGUUUUCUAUCAA
Molecule: messenger RNA, 2425 nt
Organism: Symphalangus syndactylus (siamang)
Lineage: Eukaryota; Metazoa; Chordata; Mammalia; Primates; Hylobatidae
Gene: BPIFC
Product: BPI fold containing family C
Molecular function (GO): lipid binding
Source: RefSeq, a predicted model, not a curated record